ACUGCACUGGGGAUAAUUAUGCUAAGCAUAGAGUCUCUGCAAGUACCACCAGGUACAUGCUCCACUAUCUGACAUCAAUCUGCGAUUAAAAUCUAGUUUACUUUCUUUCAGUGACCGUCCGACUGAAUCUGAAGGGACCCUCGGAGAUGGAGCUCAUCCCUAAAUUUUAUUGGGCCAACAACCACGAACUUUAACUUUUAGUUUGAGUUUGUCCUUUGACAUAGGCCCACAAGUGAUUGCGUAUAUAUAUGUACGUGCAUUAUUCUUGAAGGCCAAAUGAAGAAGCUAAUAAGAUGAUGAUGACCAACUCUUUCUUCUUCUUCUUCUUCAUUAUCUCCAUUGCUAUUAUUAUUAUUAUGAAUCAUGCCACCACAGUGUCAUCCCUGGCCUGCCAGAAAACCUGCGGGAGCCAGCUGAUCAAGUACCCGUUCGGGACCGGUCCGGGUUGCGGGGACCCGCGGUUCCAGCCCCACGUCACCUGCGACGCCCAACAACAGGUCCUGACCUUCGCCACCCACACCGGGUGCUACCCGGUCACCUCCGUCGACUACCAAACCCAAGUAAUUUACAUUUCUGACCCUUCCCUCUCCACCUGCUCCUGCACCCGAACCAGCCCCGGGUUCGGCCUCGACUCCGACGCCCCUUUCUCCUUCCACGACGACACCGCCGUCGCCCUCCUAGGAUGCACGGGAGGGGCAAAUUCGUCAACUCCGGAGUGUGAUGCGCUGGCGGCCCCGAUCUGCGACAUCCUGACCUCUUGCCAGCAACCCAUCACCACCAGCAAAGCAGACGACCUCCAACUCUCCGGCGGUUGCUGCGUGUACGCGCCGGUGGACCUGGGGCCGGCGUUCGAGAUGGACUUGCCGGAGCUGGGGUGCACCGGCUACUCGGCCAUGUACGGCGGCGAAGCGGGGGGGUGGAAGUAUGGGAUGGGGUUGAAGUAUAAGUUCAAUUACCGGAACGAUUACCCAGAUCUGUGCGAUGCCUGUGAGAAGAGUAACGGCGUUUGCGGGUACUCUGUCCAGUACAAAUCGUUCUUGUGUAACUGUCCUGGUGGCUUCAACACUAGCUCCCAUUGUUUCCUGAGUUCUUGGAGCAAUGGCUUCACCAUUUCCCCUUGGAAUACAGGAUUUUUGGUGGUUGUGAUUAUGGGAUUGUUCAUUGUAGUCCAAAAUGAAGUAGGCUACAAGCUGUGAUCAACCAUUAAUUUAACUUAAUUGAUUGCAUAAUUCAGCAUUAUGAAUUGACCAGCUCAAUUGUUCAUUAUUGGAUGCUUUUCUAAAAUGUUGCAUUAUCUUAAUUUUAGUGUUGCUUUUUGUUGUUCUUUUUAUGUCUCCUAAUUAUUAAUCCUUGCCAUUCAUUGAGUUUGUAUAAUUGAUUUGAUAUUUAUGAAAAAUUGGACGUUUGAUAUCUAACAAAGUAAAUUAGAAAAAAAUAAUUAAAAUUUAAUUUCAUUA
Cuscuta campestris is the source of this 1457-nucleotide messenger RNA. The record is from the annotation of a GenBank genome assembly. Lineage: Eukaryota; Viridiplantae; Streptophyta; Magnoliopsida; Solanales; Convolvulaceae.